Molecule: messenger RNA, 2046 nt
Organism: Symbiodinium natans
Lineage: Eukaryota; Dinophyceae; Suessiales; Symbiodiniaceae
Source: the annotation of a GenBank genome assembly
AUGCGGGUGACGGUCAGCUCUACGGCGGACAACUGCGAAGGAUGGGUGCUCGAGCUCGAGGUGUCCCAGAAGACGACGGUGGCUGCGCUGAAAAAGCUGCUGGCGGGGCCACCUCACUUCCUUGGUGUUGUGGCAAGCACCAAAGUUCUGUUUCGUGACAAUGGUGUGCUCACAACCUUGUUCGACAAAGAGAUUGUACAUAGCCACGUGACACUUCUCAAUGUCAAUGAUGACAGGGUGCUGCCGUUCCCUGCUGACUUCCUCUGGGGUGCUGCUACAGCUGCUUAUCAAAUUGAGGGUGCAGCAGACAAGGAAGGACGAAGUCCGAGCAUUUGGGACACGUUUUGCUCCAUCCCGGGCAAAGUACACAAUGGUGAUUCAGGAGCACAUGCUUGCGAGCACUACUACAGAUACGCUGACGAUGUCAAACUCAUGAAAGAUCUGGGAUUGAAAGCGUAUCGUUUUUCCAUUUCAUGGUCGAGGUUGCUCCCAGCAGGAACUGGCAAACCGAAUCACAGAGCCGUCGAUUUCUACCAGUCGCUGUUGUCAGAGCUCUGCAGCAGCGGGAUCACUCCGGUGGUGACUUUAUAUCACUGGGAUCUUCCGCAAUGCCUGGAGGACAAGUAUAGCGGGUGGCUCUCCCGAGAGGUGAUUGACGACUUCGAGUACUACGCAUCUGUGUGCUUUGAUUGCUUUGGGAGUGAGGUGAAACAUUGGAUCACGCUGAACGAGCCCUGGUGUGCCUGCGCUCUUGGCUAUGGCAGUGGCGAGCAUGCUCCUGGUCGAAGCCAAGAUCCGGGAAAGGAACCGUAUCUUGCUGCGCAUCACAUGCUUCUGGCUCAUGCCAGAGCUGUGAAGUGCUACCGUGAUCAGUACCAGAACACGCAGGGAGGCAACAUAGGCAUCACACUGAACAUGGACUGGAAGGAGCCUUUGGGCGACAAUGCAGCGGACCAGGCUGCACAGCGACGUGCUUUAGACUGGCAGCUUGGUUGGUUUGCCGAUCCGAUCUACAAAGGCGCCUACCCAGCCACGAUGCGCGAGCGAUGCGGCGAUCGGCUCCCGGAGUUCAGCGACAAUGAGGUGGAGCUGCUGAAGGGAUCUUCCGAUUUCUUUGGGCUGAACCAUUACUCCACCGACUUCGUGUCACCGGGUGAGGAUGGACCACCAGCUACUCCGAACUUCUUUGCUGACCAGGACGUCAAGAACAUUUCAGAUCCACGUUGGCAGAGAACCGACAUGGGCUGGGACAUCGUUCCAUGGGGAUUUGAGAAGCUCUUGUGUUGGAUUCAGAAGGAGUAUGCCCCUGCUGGUGGAAUCCUUGUCACCGAGAAUGGUUGCGCCAUUCGAGAAAAUACGGAAGCAGAAGCACUGCAGGAUUCCACCCGCGUCGAGUACCUGCAGGGCUACCUUGCGCAGCUGCACAAAGCCAUGGCAAACGGUGCGGCCAUAAAAGGCUACUUGGUUUGGUCAUUGCUGGACAACUUCGAGUGGUCCUUCGGCUACGCCAAGCGCUUCGGGAUUGUUCGUGUGGAUUUCGUGACGCAGCAGCGCACGCCAAAGGCUUCCGCACACCUCAUCUCCUCCUUGUGCAAGGGUGAAAAGCUGAGAGUGCCCUCGCGCAUUCACGUCUCCUCCGAGUUUGUGCCGUUCCACGGCAGGGGCAAGGAGCCGGAGGCCGAGCCCAAAAAGGCGGGUCCCACGCUGUCCAAGGCCGAUGCGAAGCGAAUGCUGGAGGAGUUCAUCGCGCGCUACCAGGAUGACCACUUUCAGACUAAGAUGGUUAGCUGUUUCCAACAGUUUCUCAUCCACAAUGAUGAGAUGCGGCUUCUGAAAGCCCGGAGGAGUCUGUGCAUGCCCAUACAGGCAGAGAUCAUCCCAAAGUACGGCUUCGAGCCCACAGCGCGUGGUGUUAGCCGAGUGCAGGCCACCCUAAGCGCGCCCACGCUGACGGAGGACCCUGAGAUCCAGCAGAUGAACCAUUUUGUCGUGUACUUGACCGGAGAUCUUCCGAAGUCGAAGGCUGCAGAAGGUGCAACUGUUUGA